Messenger RNA from Bombus terrestris (buff-tailed bumblebee), 2145 nucleotides. Its product is annotated as nose resistant to fluoxetine protein 6-like. The coding region runs from base 91 to 2145 and encodes 684 amino acids. NCBI's taxonomy places the organism in Eukaryota, Metazoa, Arthropoda, Insecta, Hymenoptera, Apidae. The record is from RefSeq and is a predicted model, not a curated record. The transcript is spliced from 13 exons. Gene Ontology annotation, molecular function: acyltransferase activity, transferring groups other than amino-acyl groups.
GGAAAAAUUUCGUCGCGGAUAUGGUUAUCCCUUUUAUCAUUAACAAGCUUUUACGUGUCAAUACAAGCGAUCACGCUAGACCCAGUGACCAUGAGACAGGUACUUCCAGCGUACGCGGUUUUGGAAAAUGCUGAUCUUCUAAAUUCCAGCAGAUGUCGGACGCAGAUAGAUGAAUUUCGAAAUGCGGUGGAUAACCAGAUACUUUGGGCUCUAAGAGCGUUGGAUACCAGUGGUGCACCAUCUGAUGGAUUUGUCAACGGGAAUAAUCAUUGGUUAGGGGACCAACAAAGUUGCAAGCUUUUCUCUGAAAAUCGCACGGUAUUACAAUCAGAGCAAGUACAAAAGAACAAUUCGAUAUACCGGAACCCGAAUGAAGAGUAUUCACCUUUUGAGUUUCGUUUUUUUAUUGCACGUGCGCGGCAUAAUAGCACUGUGCAAUAUCAUGUAGAAGUGGAAGACGAAGAUUUGGUCACGCUUGGACUUUGCUUACCGGCGUCCUGCAGCAUAGGCGAUGUUGCCACUAUGCUUGAUAAAGUACUUCGUAAUGAAACAUUUUUCAUUGGAAAACUUUUUAAUAUACACUUCAAGUUGAUCGAAGUCUCCGAUUUGGAGAAUGAUCAUCAAUGGCUACUCUCUGCGAAAAUGAUAUCCAUCAUAGGAGUUUUGCUAUCAUUGUGUGCUACCGUAAUAGCGGCCACAUUAUACGACGUUUUCGUCCAUCGCAAGCGUUUAAAUAAAGAAAGGGAAAAGUUUACGUUCGAAAGUAACAAGGCGAUAGAAUUGGAGAACAUAAAAGAAGAGAAACGCGAAACCGACAAUAAGGAACCGACACUCCCCGAGUUAAGGCGGCCGAAUCGUAUCAGCAAACAUCUUCUGUGUUUUUCAUUUCUCACCAAUGUAGAGGAAAUAUUAAAACCGGGAAAGAAUGGUGAUAAUUUGCGAGUAUUUUACGGAUUGAAAACGUUAACAAUGGCAUGGAUUAUUAUGGCGCACGUAGUGGUGUUCGCAUUUCAUGUUACGAGUAACCCAUGGGUUGAAUAUGUAAUGGCUCAAAAUGUACUCUUUCAAAUCAUAUCCAACCCCACAUUCACGGUGGAUACAUUUUUCUUUAUGAGUGGUUUUCUGUUGUCGUAUAUGUUUCUGAGGGAACGACGAAAAUAUCAGGGAAUUCCGUCUAUAGCAAAAAGGAUGAACGAAUUUUUUCAAAUGAUUGUCAUAAGAUAUAUAAGGCUUACACCUGCAUAUUUCGUCGUUAUAUUGAUAGCAAUAUUGAAUUUUACCUGGCAUGAUCAUGUCUCAGCGCUUCUUCCCUCUGAGCAUCCAAAUGUUAAGUGUUCCAAAUAUUGGUGGACUAACAUACUUUACAUCAACAACUUCUAUAGGUGGGAUGAGCUAUGUCUCACAUGGAGUUGGUACUUGCCCAAUGAUAUGCAGUUCUUCGUAUUUGGCAGUUUUCUUCUAACUUUAUCGAUCACACAUUACAAUAUUGCCGUGGGUAUAGGCAUUGUUACGCUAGUUUCAUCGAUAGGAUCACUAGUUUACAUGGGAUACACUCUUAAUUACCAGCCUACAAUUGACAAACUAUAUAUGACGUUGACAUACAUUUAUAUACGACCGUGGUGUAGAAUACAGCCAUAUCUCAUAGGAAUGGCCACAUGUCAACUUCUUUCAAAAUGGAAUUACAAAUUGCAUUUAUCAAGAAAAGGCUUAAUCGUUGGUUGGUCCUUGGCAAUUUUAUGUAAUUGUUCGAUUCUCUUCGGACUCACGAACAAGAACAUAUCCUUAGAUUUAUCCGUUCUUUAUUUGGCCCUCAGUAAAACAGGCUGGGCAUUAGGCAUUGCCUGGCUCGUAGUUGCAUGCACUACGAAUAAUGGCGGUAUCGUAAACAAAAUCUUAUCGCUAGAUAUUUUCGUCGUUUUGGGCAAAUUAACAUAUGGUGCUUAUCUCCUUAACCCUGUUAUUAUAUUUUUGGCUUACUCUUUAAAUUAUUAUGCUUUCUACUUUAAUAUUGCCACGGUUGGCAUUUACGGCGUUGCAAUGAUUGUUUGUACCUUCAGUGCUUCUAUUCUGUUAUCCGCAACAAUCGAAAUGCCGUUUGUAUCACUUCUGCGAUUAUUUAUUAGUGCGCGAAAAAGAAGUUUGUAA